AUGUUUGGAUCAGCUUUUCAACACAAACUGCAAAGUUCACAACCUAUAUCAAAUAGUGAAAUAUUACCAGCUUCUGAUUUACAACCUAUGUCAAGUAGCGUGAUAUCACUAACCUCCAGUUCACAAGUUUCUUCUAUAUGCCUCAUGUGUUCACAGCCUAUUUUAAAUAGUGAAAUAUUAUCAGCUUCUGGUUCACAAGUUCCUUCCAUAUGCUUUGCAUAUUCAAAUAGUGAAAUAUUACAAACUUCAGUUUCUCCUGUGUAUCUUAUACAUCCACAGCCUAUAUUAGAUAAUGAGGUAUCACCAGUUUUCGGCUUACAAGUUUCUCCAAUCUAUUCUAUACAACAAGAAAAUACUUUUGUUAAUUCUGGUAUAUCAGACAUGAACAAAGAUUUAAACAUUAACAAAAAUUCAGAUAUGAAUAAAGAUUCAAAUAUAGACAAAGAUCAAAAUAUUGAAUUUACUUUGUAUCAAUUAUUGUUAGAUCUGAAUUUAAUGGUACUACCUGUAGAAGGUGUUGAUAUGCCUUUGGUUAAUGCAACAUGUCCAAAAUCUACUGAAAAAAUUAAGAUUACUUCUUGUUAUCUUGAAUAUACCAAUUAUGAAAUUCAUCCUGACACUACUUCUUUUGCCCCCUACUAUUGGCAAUUCCCUGAAUAA
This is a messenger RNA of Dentiscutata erythropus, 660 nucleotides long. The record is from the annotation of a GenBank genome assembly. Lineage: Eukaryota; Fungi; Glomeromycota; Glomeromycetes; Diversisporales; Gigasporaceae.